AUGGUCCCUCCGCCUCCUGCUUGGGUCCAGGCCCUCAAGCCUGCCGGCCCUCAGGGCUCAGAACUGCUGCAGAAGGAACGCGCUCAGUCGAAUGUCCCUGUCGACAAGCUGGCUGAGCUGAUCCACAGCAAGCCCGUCCUCGAGCGGCAAGAGAAGCUCCUCUCGGUGCUCCAAUCCGAUCCCGUCUUCGAUAAAUCGCAGAACUAUUCCCUAGGACGCGUCGAGCGCAUCCAGCGUGCCCUGGCCAAGGGCAAGCGUCUGCAACAGCUGUCUGUGGAGCGAAAGUGGUCGGCAGACGAAUACUAUGCCGCUGCAGACCUGAUCGCGGAGCCGACCCCGUACGGUCUCCAUGCGACUAUGUUCCUGGUCACUCUUCGAGAGCAGGGAACUCCAGAGCAGCACAAGCUCUUCCUGCACCGGGCAGAGAAGUACGAGAUCAUCGGAUGCUAUGCGCAGACGGAGUUGGGCCACGGUUCAAACGUCCGUGGUCUCGAGACGACCGCGACCUGGAGCCCCGAGGACAAGACCUUCAUCAUCAACUCGCCCAGCCUGACUGCCUCCAAGUGGUGGAUCGGCUCUCUGGGUAGAACUGCCAACCACGCCGUGGUGAUGGCUCAAUUGAUCAUCGAUGGAAAGCCCUACGGACCCCAUCCUUUCGUCGUCCAGAUCCGAGACAUGGAGACACACCAGCCGUUGGAGAAUGUCUACGUGGGCGAUAUUGGUCCCAAGUUUGGAUACAACACCAUGGAUAACGGUUUCCUGCUGUUCAACAACUACAAGAUCCCCCACGUCAACAUGCUCGCUCGAUUCGCAAAGGUCGACCCCGCCACCAACAAGUAUCUGCGCCCGGCGAACCCGACGCUGAUCUAUGGUACUAUGACCUGGGUGCGAUCCAACAUCGUCCUCCAGGCAGGAAGCGUCCUGGCCAAAGGUGUGACCAUCGCUACCCGGUAUUGUGCCGUUCGACGACAGUUCUCCGACCAGGAUGCCCCCAAGAAUGCGGGCGAAACCCAGGUCCUGAACUACAAGAUGGUCCAGGUCCGUCUAUUGCCUCUGCUCGCAGCAACGUAUGCAUUGCAUUUCACCGGGCGUGGAAUGAUGGCCCUGUAUGAAAAGAACCAGGCGCGGAUGAAGGCCCCCGCAUCACAGGACCAGGAGAAGAGAGGACCGGCUCCCGAGGCCCUCCGCGCCGGAGCUGACCUCCUCGCCGAUCUCCAUGCUACGUCCUGUGGUCUGAAGGCCUUGGCCAGCACUACGGCCGGUGAAGGUCUCGAAGUCUGUCGACGAGCCUGUGGUGGUCACGGAUACAGCAGCUACAGCGGCAUCGGUUCAUGGUACGCUGACUACCUGCCCACCCUCACCUGGGAGGGUGACAACUACAUGUUGACCCAACAGGUUGCACGAUACCUUCUGAAAUCCGCCCGUGCCGUGCUUGCGGGUAAGGCCGGCGACAACGACACGAGCCGCAUUCUGCAGUCGUUCAUUGACCGCCGAGAGAAGGGCGCUUCAUUUGACGUCCUCGAAGUGGACGAGGAAAUUGUCGCCGCAUUCGCCUGGCGCACCGCAUACCUCACAUUCGAGGCGCUAAAGCAACGCGACGUAGAGAAGCGCUCGUGGAACAGCCUGCUGGUGGACUUCUGGCGUCUGUCCACUGCUCACUCUCAGUACCUCGUGGUGAAGAACUUCUACGAGGCUGUUUCGUCGCCCGACACGGCUGCCCAGAUCGACCCGGAGACUGUCACUCUUCUGCACAAGCUGUUCCGUCUGUACGCCCUGCACACGCUCGAGCGAGAGGCUGCCGACUUCUUCACCUCAGGCGCCGUCACCACGCGCCAGAUCACACUCACAAGGAACAAGGCCGUGAUGAAGCUGCUGGACGAGAUCCGGCCGCACGCGGUAAACCUUGUAGACGCGUGGAAGUUCCCCGACUGGGUGCUGGACAGCAGUCUGGGACGCGAAGACGGCGAUGUCUACCGGGAUCUCUUCCGCCGGGCCAGUCAGGAAAACCCGGUUAACGAGCUGAUCUUCGAUCCAUACCCAUGGAACAAGAACGUGUUGAAGAAUGGUGCGGCGCGCAGCAAGCUGUGA
This is a messenger RNA of Paecilomyces variotii, 2088 nucleotides long. RefSeq lists its product as hypothetical. Bases 1 to 2088 code for a protein of 695 amino acids. NCBI's taxonomy places the organism in Eukaryota, Fungi, Ascomycota, Eurotiomycetes, Eurotiales, Thermoascaceae. The transcript is spliced from 4 exons. Gene Ontology annotation, molecular function: FAD binding; acyl-CoA oxidase activity; fatty acid binding. Gene Ontology annotation, biological process: fatty acid beta-oxidation using acyl-CoA oxidase; lipid homeostasis. The record is from RefSeq and is a predicted model, not a curated record. Gene Ontology annotation, cellular component: peroxisome.